GGGCCGGAGUCAAGAAUGGAACUUUCUCCACUUGCCACACCUUCACAGACUGAGUGACCAUGCCGUGGCACCAAGCAGUCACCGGCUCUUUCUAGCUGGCACUGGAGAAUCAUGAUGGUACCGCUCUUGGGAAAUUUGGGAAUAAAACAGUGAACAAUGCCCCCCGAACUGGAGCUCAUUCACCUCUCUGUGGCCAUUUGAGGAACCCCAAUCCAAAGGGGUGCUGCAUUUCUUGAAAAUCUAGAGUGAGAGUGCCUUCCAAUGGCAAUCCAUUCUGACGGCAAAGCUCGCUGAGGCCAGAUCACCCUUUGCAGAAGGGGCCCUGGGUGUGUGUGUGUGUCAGUGUGUGUCUGCAAACACAAGGCACUAGGACCUAGGAGGAGUCCCGGCAAAUCUGGCAGGAAUUUCUUGCUUGGAGCUCAGACAACAAAGGCAGAGUGUGGCUGGCUUUCUCUCUCUCAGCAUCUCCACCCUGCAAGAGCUGAAAACCGCUUCACAACUUCAGGGCUCACCGAGCUAUGGAACUUGAUUUUGGACACUUUGACGAAAGAGACAAGGCGUCCAGAAACAUGCGAGGCUCCCGGAUGAACGGCCUGCCGAGCCCCACUCACAGUGCCCACUGCAGCUUCUACCGCACCCGGACCUUACAAGCCCUGAGCAACGAGAAGAAAGCCAAGAAGGUGCGCUUCUAUCGCAAUGGGGACCGCUACUUCAAGGGCAUUGUGUACGCCGUCUCUGGAGACCGUUUCCGGAGCUUCGACGCCUUGCUGGCCGACCUGACCCGGUCCCUGUCCGAUAACAUUAACCUGCCUCAGGGAGUGCGCUACAUUUACACCAUCGAUGGCAACAGGAAGAUUGGGAGCAUGGAUGAGCUGGAGGAAGGUGAAAGCUACGUCUGUUCCUCGGACAACUUUUUCAAGAAAGUGGAGUAUACCAAGAAUGUCAACCCUAACUGGUCCGUCAAUGUGAAAACCUCCGCCAGCGUCAAGGCGCCCCAGUCUCUGGCCAGCAGCAACAGUGCCCAGGCCAGGGAGAACAAAGAUUUUGUGCGGCCCAAGCUGGUGACCAUCAUCCGCAGUGGGGUGAAGCCGAGGAAGGCUGUCCGGGUGCUCCUGAAUAAGAAGACUGCCCACUCCUUCGAGCAAGUCCUCACCGACAUCACAGAAGCCAUAAAGCUGGAGACAGGAGUGGUUAAGAAGCUCUACACCCUGGAUGGGAAGCAGGUGACCUGUCUCCACGAUUUCUUUGGGGAUGACGACGUCUUCAUUGCCUGUGGUCCAGAGAAAUUCCGAUAUGCACAGGAUGACUUUUCUCUGGAUGAAAACGAAUGCCGUGUCAUGAAAGCAAACCCUCCAACUACUCCAGGCAGCAAGUCAUCUCCGACUCCGCAGAAGAGUUCUUCAAAGAGCCCGGCUCCUGUCCGCCGGAGCAAGUCUCCUGCUGAUUCAGGUAACCAUCUGGAUGCAAAUGGCACCUCCAGCAGCCAGCUGUCGACACCCAAAUCGAAGCAGUCCCCCAUCUCCACACCUACCAGCCCAGGGAGCCUCCGUAAGCACAAGGUAGACUUGUACCUGCCUCUAUCCUUGGAUGACUCGGAUUCCCUGGGAGACUCCAUGUAAAGGGACCCUGCUCCCCGUGUCCCUCGUACACACUCUCUUUUAGAUACCACGAGCAGCACUUCUGCCAAACGAAGCAGAGAGGUCAUUGGUGCUUGCCAAUCAAUCCAAGGACACAAAAGUUAUGUCUUUUCCCCCCUUCAUUUUCUCCUACGGUUUUAUUCCUCCUCUGUGCCACAAAGUCAACACUUGCCCACCCAUGGAGAUAAAGGGAUGCCAACUGUCCGAGUAACUUCAUAGGAAAGGAAAUGACUGUUACUGGCCAUAGGAAGCCAAUGAGUUCAUGGUCCCAUCUUCCUCCAUGCCUGACUUUAUGUCUGUAGAUUCAGUCACAUUUCCCUCCCUUUUUUUACUAUUGUUCUUUUAGCAAAUGUCGUAAUUCUGUCUGUAGGCCGAGAGGGAAACAGGUCCUACCACCAGCACAUUUUCCAAAAACCAAUGGAUACCAGCAACUCUGCAAAUAAUAAUAAUAAUAAUCUGUUUCCAAAGUGAUGUCUCUGAGUUUAACCCUUCCUUCAACCCCUGACCCUAAUUUAUUCAUGGCCCAUGGGAGAAAAGUCCAUUAUUUGGCUUAGUUUUCCGCACCAGGAGGAUUAGAGAGUAUCAAAAGUGAAAUGUCGUAACAGUAGUCAAAACUGGAUGCUGGCGUACAUUUUAAUGCUCUGCCAAGACUAUGUGGGAUUUUAGCAAGAGUGUAAAUAUAUAUGACUGAUCAUAGAAACCAGCCCGGUUAAUAUGAAGUUACUUGAAUGGAGGAAUGGUAUCCCUCUAUCUCUGUGGAAAUGGUGAAUGCCUUGUAAACAGCCAACACUGAAAACACUGUGAGCAUUUUGCUUUCAGCUCUCUUUUACGAUACCUUGGGGUUCAAUUUUUUUAAAUAACCAGGAAUCACUAGACUUUUAUAGUGAUUUUAUAGAGGAAAGCAAAUACUUUUAGCUACGUUUUGGAAAAAAAAAAGAGUCAAUACUUUAGGCUCCUUUUUAAACAAAAGCUGGUGACUUUCUUUUGCUUUUAAAAAAAUAACAAAGAUACAAAAAAAAUCCAAGAUCAUUCCAAGACGUUGUUAAGAAGUCACUGCCAAAAUGAGACCAGGAUGACACAGCAAACAGGGAAGGGCUUGAAUGGUCGGUGGAGAAGGGAUAUUGCAAUCCAUUCUGUGUGGUUCAUUUUUGAGAGUAUUUUUGAACAUUAUUACACUUUCCUUUUUUCUAUAUUACUGUCAUCCUAACAAUAUAAUGCUGUAGAACUCUGAGGACGUUCACAAUGCAGUAUUUUAUCUUAAAGGAAUGACACAUUUUAAUACAAUGAGAGGCUGAAAGGGUCUUUUCAAGCUUUCGUCACAACUGAUGCAAAAUUCACAGUUUUGUACAUAAUUGGUCAUUUUCCCCCCAGGCCUGGCUAGAGGCACCAACUGGUUCAUCUUACCUUAUUCCUUAUUAUUAUUAUUAUUAUUAUUAUUAUUAUUAUUAUUAUGGAGAAUAAACUUUGGGUACAUUGGCAAAAUGAAAUCAGAGCAAUACUAUACAAGCCAAUCUUUGGGGCUGUGUCGAUGCUCUGCGUUAGAUUUCCUUGCAACCUAUUGUGCGUUUAGAAUGUAUUAAGGCAACUGUGUGUUUUCUGGAAUUUCUUUUUUUUUAGUGUUUUCCUUUUGUGAUUUUUUUUUUUGGUGGGUUUUCCUUUGUGGGCUGCCUUUGUCCAUUUACUCCAAGUGGAAAGGCAUGAAGAAAAGAAUGAGACGAAUCCUGGAGUAACACUGCUUAUUGCUGGUCUACUCAAUGGACUUUUAGAGGAAAACUGAGCACGGCUAUUUCUCCGAAUUGUUAUGUGUCGAUUGGUGAUUCAUCCUUGCAUAUUUUUUUGCCACUGGCAUCUUUGAGAUUCAUUAUGGUGACAAUGUAAAUCAGCCAGGUUUUAUGAUUGGAUGUGCCCAAUGGCUGACGUUAACCGAUAGCCUUCAUCCCAAGAGCUCGUGUUGCUCUACCAAACUGUUAAGAUCUAGAGUUCUUGAGCAACUAUGUUGUCAUUUGGCCUACUAUAUAGGGAAAUGUCACUUUGGACGAGUCAGCAUUCAUGUUACGUUCCUGGUCAGAUCCCUCCUAGAGACGACUGGCCUUGAGGGCAAAGCACAGGGACACAACUCUAGAAGAGUUCCCCGAUGUGUGUUUGAAAUCUGGCAGAUGUGUUGUAUGAAUUGGAGCAGGUCUCUUUCAUUUCUUGGUGCCUCAAUUUACCUUAUCUGUCAAAUAGGGACAGUAAUAUUUCUCUACCUCACGGGGAGGGAUGGGAGGCAGGCUUCGUGUGUCCUGUUGAGAAUGCCGUCCAUACUUUGGGGGUCCUCUGGUGAGGAGGUGUGCUCCCAUCUCCUCAGGGCUGUGUUGACAAAGACAUAGGCACCCAUCAAGUCCACCAAUGGCUUCCUGGGAUUAUAUCUUAGAAGGCAUUCCCACCAGAUGGUUCUGACAUUGAACCUCUCCAUGUGCUCAGUGAGUUUUUAAGGCCAGCAGGUUCAGAAGUAGGGAAGCCCUGUAGGCUCACUGAUCCUGCCCCCCCCCCAACAGCAGGCAAUGGGGCCACUGUACCCAGACGAGGCUCUGAAGGGACAUCCAUGUAGCAUCGGUUGUGACCUGCGAAGGCCACACUCCAGUCAACUUGGAAAUAUGCCUUGCUCCAAUUUCCCUCCAAUGAUGGUCGAUCUUCUCUCUGUCUUGAAGGACCCUCAUAAUCUGUCCUUCGAACCUGACCAGAGACCAUGCACUUAGCUAUUUUCCCCUGGUUGAUCAGGCAGGACUUUGCAAUAGCACCAGCGUUAUAAUAAUAUGGAGGAGUUACAGGAAUGGUACUCUACCCCGUGUCUGUAGGUCACAUCCAAUUUAAGCUCUAGUUGUUUAAGAAGCAACGGGUCCAUAUUGAACUGAGCAAGGCUCAAGAACAUCGUGACGCCCUCCCCUGCCCUCCUCUGCCCCAAACAGACAUUGCACACACUUGGGUCCAGUCCAUUGGAUGGCUCUUCUGGUGCAAGUCCUCAGGAUGGAGUCUGUUCAGAUGGCAACUGUACUGUAGAGUCUUUUGAAUGUUGUACUUUGCUCUCCAUGCUCCAUUGAGUUCACAGGAGACAAAAACUCGGUUGUUUGCUGUUCACCCUGAUAGCUAAAUGGAACAUGUCUCUGAAUGCCAAAGGCUGGGAACAAUUUAUGGGGGAGAACCCUGCCUUCGUCCCCUAAUUGUAAGAUUUUCCAGAAGCUGGCCUCUGUUGGAAUAUGGAACGUUGGAUGAAAUGGACUUUUGGUCCAUUCCAACAGCAUUUUUUUAAUUCUUCUAUAGUUAAGUAGAUUAUUGUUUACAUGGAGUAGGUUCCCCCUUUUCCCAUGGACACUACAUUUCUUUACAGCUUAGAAGCAUGUCCCUUCAAUUGCACUUAGUGGUGGCAUCUCUGAACCAAGAAGCCUGGACCCUCGCCCAAUGUGUGCCGAUGUGCUCAUUGCUCUUCUGGAAAAGAGAAAAUGGAGGGUCGAGGCUUUUGCAAGGGUUCCUGUUGUCACACGUUGCAUUGCCAAGCAGAAAGGCCUAGUCUAUGGAAGACUGGAGAGGCCUGGUGAAACGCAAGUGAAGGUUCUUUUUUCCACAAGGAAAAGAAAAGCCAUUCAAAAGCCACAAACGCAAAACAGGGUAAAGGACCAGACUCCCAGGUUUUCGAAGCUAUUCUUCAGGUAAAAAAGUUUCUUGAACUGUAGGUAGAAAAAUCAGUAAUCAUGUCGGAUGUAAAACUGCUUGUAUAGUUGAUGUUGCAUGAAUCUUUGUACAAAGAAAUAAAAUGCAUGCCGAAUA
This is a messenger RNA of Anolis sagrei ordinatus, 5441 nucleotides long. The record is from RefSeq and is a predicted model, not a curated record. Lineage: Eukaryota; Metazoa; Chordata; Lepidosauria; Squamata; Anolidae.